Messenger RNA from Closterium sp. NIES-65, 1428 nucleotides. The record is from the annotation of a GenBank genome assembly. Lineage: Eukaryota; Viridiplantae; Streptophyta; Zygnematophyceae; Desmidiales; Closteriaceae.
AUGGAAAGAAGGCAGCUUUGGGGCAUGGGCGCAGGAGUGCUGGGUAGAGGAAUGGGUGAAAGGAUGGAAGGAGGGUUGGGAGGAGGCGUAGGAGGAGGUAUGGGCGGAGGGAUGAGUGGGGGGAUGAAUGAGGGAAUGGGUGGAGUUCAGGGGAUGAGAGGAGGCGGCAUGGUGGGGCAGGACAUGACCAUGCUGCGACGUUCCAUGAACCAGAGAGACUCAAGUGACCCAAGCAACGCUACUCUGAUUCCCAUUGGCACUGGCAUGCAUGGCAUGCCUUCCGCUGCUGCUGGUUUCCGCCGCACAGCUCCUGGGUUCUGCAUGCCGGCUCAGCCGCUGGCAGGAGGAUCGGGCGGCGGGCUGCUGUAUGAGUGCCGGUUCUGCGGCAAGGGAUUUGCGCAGUCACAGUCUCUUGGGGGACACAUGAACACACACCGGCGAGAACGAGAGGCGGAGAAGAUCCUACAGAGUCAAGGAACCAUACUCACGAGAGAUGCGAGUCUGGUAGACGGAGAGGCGCAGCCGCAGCUGCAAUUGGGAGCUGGAGAGACACAGCUGCUCUUGGCUCUUUCCCAUGGAGCUCCCAUUUCCCAGCCAGGCAUCAGCACUCCAGUGUGUCCCCUGGCACAGGUCACGCCCCUCGCUGCUACCCCUCUUGCCCCUCACACGCCAACUUACCCUCUUCCUCUUGCCAAACACCCCGUUGCCCCUCUUGCCCUUGGUGCACGGCCCGUUGCUCCUCCUUUGAGUAGCACAUUGGUUGCUCUUACUGCAACAGAUGCUGGGGAAUUCACCCCAGGAAUCGCAGCUGCGUCUACUGUAGUAUCCAGCAUGGCAUCGGCUGGUGCAGCGCAGUGUGCAAUGCAGGGACGUGGGCCAUCUCUUCAAGAUCCCUCCCUCGCAGCAAUUUUAUCUCAAGUGCAACAUCAGGCUGCAGCACAACAGCAGGCUGCAGCACACCAGCAGGCUGCAGCACAACAGCAGGCUGCAGCACACCAGCAGGCUGCAGCACAACAGCAGGCUGCAGCACACCAGCAGGCUGCAGCAAAACAGCAGGCUGCAGCACACCAGCAGGCUGCAGCACACCAGCAGGCUGCAGCACACCAGCAGGCUGCGGCACAACAGAAGCACGCGGCACGCAGCACCACACUCAUUGGGCAAGCAGCACGUGCAACCACUCUCAAGGGGCAUGCACAUGCCAUCGACGCUGAGGGAAGCCAAGCUGAUGCACGGACGGCUGGAGCUGGAAAUUUUCCCAUGGGCACCACAGUAGUGGGGGCUCCCUACCUACACAUUUGGAGUCUUGGCCAAUUGCAGCAGGGGAUCCCAACAGAAGCGAAGAGAGAGCGCAGGGUGAGCAGGGGGCAGGAGAGAGUGGGGGACGGUGGGGAGAGGGAGGCAAAGGGACAGAAGGGAAUGAGACAGUGA